Molecule: messenger RNA, 246 nt
Organism: Fonsecaea erecta
Lineage: Eukaryota; Fungi; Ascomycota; Eurotiomycetes; Chaetothyriales; Herpotrichiellaceae
Exons: 2
Coding region: 1-246 (81 amino acids)
Source: RefSeq, a predicted model, not a curated record
AUGGUCGCCGAGCUCAUCCACAAUACUCCACACUCUACUCACAGUCGGACGCGCAGUGAUCCUUUCUCGAGCUACAUCCUUCUGUCCCAUAUUUUGUUUCAUCGUCUUGACUACAAUCUCAUCAUCCUCCGCCGGGAUCUUUUGUCAUUGUGCCGCAUCCAUAUCUCCCAGACAAUCUCCUGCUGGUCCAAACUCCACAGCUUGCAGAUCACAGGCUUCACCAACUCCCGAGUUGCCCGUCUAUAG